AUGACAACUAAUCAAAUCAGUCGUGCACAAGCAGCUGGUCGUCUUCAAGAAUCUAUCGAAAUUCUUCAUGAACAUUUAUCGACUUAUCUUCUUCUAGUUAUAAAUCAAUCUAGAAAAUCUUCUCAAGAUCAACGCGUUCUUCGAGAUGAAGUCAAUAACGCAGAUUUUUCAGGUCUUGCAAAAUUCAUAGCUCGAGAUCAUUGGAAUGACUUACUUCUGCAUCGAAAAGGAGGAUGUCCAACACAAAUGCGUGCCUUGACUAGACGAGCUAUAGAUAUUCGUAAUGCUGUCUCUCAUCAGAACUUUGACAUUGAUAAAUAUGAACAUGCUCUAGAAACACUUGCUAAAUUGGCUACGACUAUUGAUAAACCUGAUGCAGCUCGAGAUAUUCGUGCGAAGACAACUGUUUCGUUGACGUUAGAUGCUUGGGAAGAAUUGAAAGAGAAUGGUAAUGCGUGUUUCAAACGAAAACAAUGGACAGAAGCCAUGAAUUAUUACACUCAAGCAUUGCGUUUGAAUCAGAAACAGCCAGUAUUGUAUGUCAAUCGAGCUUUAUGUGAAAUUAAUUUGGCUAAAUAUGAACUGGCUCGAGAAGAUGUUGAAGAUGCAAUUGAGUUGGACUCAACACAAGUUAAAUACUAUAGAAUUUUGUCCGAAGUCCUAAUGGCAUUAGAAUUAUUUUCCGAAGCAGAUGGUGCAUGUACCGAUGGGUUGAAAAUCGAACCUCGUGAUUCUGUUCUUCUUUCACGACAACGUGAUUGUCGUGCACACUUAAUGACAUUGUAUACCGAUGUACAUAAUCCGCGUUCUAUUCAACCUGAGCCAAAAUCACGUGAUGACUUUUUAUCUCAAAUGAAAGCUCUCAUAAUCACACCAACGCCAUGCAAUGAAGAUGUUAUAGAUAUUACGGAUUUUCCGACUUGUUUAAAAGUAAAUAAUUUAAUGAUUGAAAUUAAACGUCUUUUUAGAACGGACAAAGCUGAGAAUGAACAACGUAUUCUCCAACUAUACGAAGAGACAGCUCGUCUAGGUAGUGCAGAAGGUUAUUAUAAUUUGGGUGUAAUUUAUGGCAAAGGCGGAUAUGCUGGUGUCGUACGAGAUUAUGCUAGAUGGAAAUUUUAUCAAGAAAAAGCAGCAGCUCAAAAACCUUACUGUCGAUUAGGUGAUAUGAUCCUUCGAAAUAUAGGCGUAGCUGAAGCUGAAAAUAGUUUGGGUAUUCUCUAUCGAGAUGGAGCCGGUGUUGACAUCGAUCAAAUAAAAGCUACUGAAUAUUUUCGCCGAUCAGCUGAACAUGGAUGUCCUGAAGGACAGAAUAAUUUUGCUGUUGCACUCUUGAACGGCUUAGGCAUAAAAAAAAACGAAGAAUGGGCUCGAAGUUGGUUUUCAAGAGCAGCACAAUGUGGUAUUGCUGAAGCUCAAGUCAAUUACGCCGAUCUUCUGGCUGAUGGUAUUGGAGGUCCUACUGAUAUUUCACAAGCAUUGAAGUUUUAUCGUCAAGCUGCUGAUCAAGGUUAUCCAGAUGCAUUGAAGAAGAUCCAAGAGGUACAAUCUCGUAGAGGUAUUUCGUUCGAACCUGUUGUACAUGAAAAUAUAGUAGAGAACAAUCCUCAUGCACUCAUGUUACUCGCAUCGAAUUAUGCACGAGGAGAAGGUGGUUUUCAUAAAAAUAUGAAUCUAGCUGAAGAAUAUUAUCGUCGAGCUGUUGAUUGUGGUAAUAUAGAAGCUGAAUUUGCAUUAGCUGAGAUUUUACUCGAUCAUUUCAAACGAAAUGCUGACGGAUUUGAUUCAAUGAAGCGAGCAGCAGAAAAAGGUCAUGCUUUGGCACAAUGGCGUCUCGGCAAACUCUUCGCUUAUGGACAUGGAUGUCAACGAAAUUUGGAUGAAGCACAUCGUUGGUUGAUACGAGGCAAACGACAAGGUAUUAAGUAUAAUGCGAGUUCUGAAAAAAGUACGAUGGGAAAAGAGAUCAACAUUGAUCAAGAAUUAACAAUAGCGAAAGCUGUAUAUAACUUUGAACAAAAGCAUCCAGAGUUAUCUAGCGAGGGAAUAACAAUCGAGGAACGUAUAGUUCGACUGUUAAAUCAGCUGUUACCAUCAAACAUACAACAAAUACCUAAUGUCGCAUCAUUAUCGGAACCUAUUGACGAGACUACAAUUUUAAUUCCAAAUGAAUAUUCCUUAUCUAAUAAGGAAGUGUUUGAAGAAGUUGGACGGCGUGCAAAUGCUGGCUCGAUUACUGCUCAACUAUAUCAGGUGGCGAUUGUGAUGUUGAUGGAAGCGUUAGAUGAAGAAGAAAACUCGCCUGUCACAGCUUUAUCUCUCUUGCGAAAUGCUUACAUACUCUGUGAACGCUUACCAAUUCCAAUGUCUUUUUCUGUAAUCGCUCAAACGCAUUUGGGAGUUAAUCCUUACGAUGCUGAUGCUCUGCAUCUCAUUGCUCGUAUAGAACAUCGAAGUUUCAAAGAACGUGUAAGACUUCUUGAAGAAUGUAUUAAACACAAUCCACUUGCUGCUGAUAUUCAUCAUUUGUUAGCGGAUAUGUAUAUGUUUAUUAAUGAAUAUGAUAAAGCUGAACGAGCGUGUGCACGAGCACUUGAACUUGAGUUUCAUCCCGGUUGGUUAUAUACACAAGCAGAUGCCAUGACAUUUUUGUAUGAUAGUCGAAAUUCGAAUAGAAUGAUACCAAGAAAAGGCUUUCGUCCUCGUAGUACAGCUGAUCAAACUAGCAGUGAAAUAAUGUCGAAGACAUCGAUCGAUAUUACCAAUAAGAUAAUUGCUACAUACAAUCGUUUUCUGGAGCUCAAUCCAGUUGAUCAUCGAAAAGUGCCUAUGGCACACUUUGCUCUUGCAUUCAUCUAUAUGUCACGUAAUGAACCAGAACUCACAUAUCAUCAUUGGCUCAAAUUGCAAGAAACUGAUGAUCCAAGCGUACGUCUUCCGUGCCAUCAACCAGUUGAUAUAACUUGCCAAAUGAAAAAUAUGAUGCAGAUUUGGUUUGAAAAACAAGGUCUGUUGUUAACAACUCCAUUCACUGGUUUACAAUUAUCGCCUACAUCACCAGCCGAGUCUAAAGAACAUAUCCAAGUGUGCGAUCAAUGUAAAAAACCAAAUCCACCGAAAAGUUGUCCAUGUCGAAAGGCUAAUUAUUGA
Rotaria sp. Silwood1 is the source of this 3150-nucleotide messenger RNA. The record is from the annotation of a GenBank genome assembly. NCBI's taxonomy places the organism in Eukaryota, Metazoa, Rotifera, Eurotatoria, Philodinida, Philodinidae.